Aspergillus terreus NIH2624 is the source of this 1734-nucleotide messenger RNA. RefSeq lists its product as uncharacterized. The record is from RefSeq and is a predicted model, not a curated record. Lineage: Eukaryota; Fungi; Ascomycota; Eurotiomycetes; Eurotiales; Aspergillaceae. The coding region runs from base 1 to 1734 and encodes 577 amino acids. The transcript is spliced from 2 exons.
AUGAAGAAGAUUGUAGAUGAUUUCCUGAAACUGCUGGGGCUACGCGAUUCACGGCGACUGUCCUUCUCCACCUAUCCGCAUCGGGGUAAACGACAUGACCACCACUGGGGCCCAUCCAAUCUGGAAAAACGCGGCAGGUCCACUACUUUUCUAGACUCUCCCGAUGGGCUGGAGACUCCCGAGCCCAUCUCCCUCGGCUUCAACAGUCCACCCUCUCGCCAGACGGCGUCCCCUCGCCCACAGGUAGACCCCCUCGACCUGCCGCUCCCGGACCUGGACUGUUUCUCCGAAACCUGGCCAAGUACGGACGCCUCCCAUCAUGGCCCCAGUAAGGACAUCAGUGCCGUUUCCCCGAGCUCCGGAAAAUCUAAGGAACCACAGGAGCACCCAGAGCAUCCAGAUCAGCAACACUCGCCCCAGAUGCAACUACUCUCUCCCGGGCCAGACGCCAUCGACGCGGAGUUUCGCGCAGAGCUCGCCGAGGCCGUCGCCCUGCUGAUCAACCAGCAGCGGAAUGCGUCUGCGCAGCGAGCUCAUGUGCGCGAGCUGCGCACCGCCCUCCGGCACAAACGCGACGAGGAGGCCGAGCUGCGCGCGGAUUUGAUGAAAACGCUCUUCCCGCUCUUUACGGCGAAUGUACCGUCGAGUUUCAACCCGACGGAUAAUGUCGCCCUUGUCGAAGAGUAUGAUCUGCUGCAGGCCGCCACCGUGGAGUACCUCGAACUCGAGCAAACUUACCAACAGGCCGAAGAUCAGCUGGGUGAGCAGGAGUACAUGCUCGCGAGGUCGAUGGAGCGCUUCGUCCGCUUCACGCAGGGCACCCACGACGCCGCGGGGCAGGACAGUCCGGCUGCUAGGCCGGUGGCCCACGAGAUCAUCCACGACGAUGCAAGCUCGUACGACAGCGCCCCGCGCGAUAUCCCCGCGGGGCUGCGGGCGUAUCUAUCCCGUGUGGGCGACGUGCAGAUCCUUCAGGAGCGUCUCGCAGACCUGGACGCCCACUAUGCCUCGAUCAUGGGAAAACAAGAACAACGAAAUGUCUUCCACAUCCCGCUUGACGAGGAAUCGUGGGAGUUUCUACAGACCUUCGACGAAGAGUGGACCGAAACCUUCGCGGAUCUGACCCAAGCCCAGUGGGAUGCACAGGAUCUAGAAGCCAUCUGCGUGGAAACAGGCGUGCUAACAGACGAGUAUAAAAACAGCCUGGAUUAUGUAUACCAGUUUGACUUCGUGUACCAAGUAAGCGUGAUCAACAACGGGGAAAAUAUCUUUCGUGACGUUGAGAUUCCGCUGAAGCUGCGGGCCGAGCCGGCCGAGCCGCAAGAUCAAGUGGUCUUCUUUGAAGGAGUCCCGGCGGAGCUCGAUGCAUCGUUGUCUGGCGAGUUCAAGGCGCCAAAGAUGGACAAGGCCACGUUCAUCAACCGAUGGGUCUGGCAUCAGCUUCGCAUCUCGACCAUCGAGAUCCGCCGGCUAGAAGCAUGGUACGCGGUUCACGGGAUCUGGGAUGAGGGCUAUGACUACGGCACGAUAGGCGAGAUAGCCCAGGCAGAAUGGUUCAAGGAUAAGCGAGCGACAUCAGCCAGCUCAAUAAGCGAGGUGGAUGCUCUUUCAAAUGACUCCCCAGAGAUUAUGGAUCCCGCCACGGAGUCCAAGGGAAGCCUGCGGCCCUUUUUUGAGAAGGAGAUCCGAAGGAACGCGGCCGGUCUGUCUCUUUCGCAUGGCUCACUAGGGUGA